AUGAGCAAUCGGGUCGACCGCCCAGAACCCGAGGUCGUUGGCGCAGGAGACGCUCCCAACGGCGACAACUUUGGCGCAUUGCCAGCCUCAGGCCCCAGCGAUCUCGAUGUCAGGGGCACGCUCCUGCUCGCCAUCCAGCAUGCCUCGUCCUCCUGGGGCUACCGCUCCGCCGAGUUUGCCUACCCUUUGAUGAUGGUCCAGCUCUUCACCAACACCCUGCUGCCUGCUUCAAUCUACGGCUUUGUCACCACCGCAGGUGCCAUACUCUUCUCCAACAACGUUGGCAGGCUCAUCGACACCUACGCGCACACCAAGCUGCGCACGCUUCGCGCCAUGAUCCUGUCACAAAAGCUGCUCGUGGGCGCCUCGUAUGGCCUCUUUCUGAUCCUAUUCUCGUCGACAUCGCUGCGAAUAGAGGCAGAGAACGGCGGAAAGGGUCCACAGAUUGCAAGAACAAAUGCGAGACCAUGGACUAUCUUUGGUGCCAUCACGCUGUUGGGGAUCGGCGUCAUACUGUCCAAUGUCGGCGUCAGCGUAGGCGUAGAGAGAGAGUGGGUCACCAUCAUCAGCGAUGGCUCGUCGGCAAGGUUGACGCGGCUGAAUGCGAUCAUGCGCAGGAUCGAUCUGAUCUCGAAACUCGUCAGUCCGCUGUUCGUGUCGGCGUUGACAUCGACGAUCAGCUAUCAGCUGGCUGCGGUGGUAUUACUCUCCGUCAAUGCGAUCACGGGCAUCUUCGAGCUCGUCUUUGUGGGUGUUGUCUAUCGUCGCUUUCCAUCGCUGGCAGCGGACGAGAAGGGCGCACUGGAGAGAAGACGAGUAGCAAUCGAAGCCAAGUCAAAUCAGGACGCGACAGAGCAGCAGUCUGGCCAGGCAAACUCCCGCCUCCAUCGAAUCAUAACGAGGACAACCGAGUCCAUCGCCAACGAUGUCCGACAACAGUAUCGCGACUGGGCGCUCUUCGUGCGCCUCCCAGUCUUUCUUACCUCCAUGUGCAUCUCACUGCUCUACAUGUCGGUGCUCUCCUUCGACCCGACGUUCAUCGCCUACCUCAAAUCCGAGACGCUGUACAGCGAUGCGUUUAUCGCUGGCAUGCGGGCCGUCGGUGUCGUGACCGGCCUCAUCGGGACCUUCGUCAUGCCCUACAUGGAGAGGAAGGUCGGCUUGGUCCGCACUGGCUCCUAUUCGCUAUUCGCAGAGCUGUUUCCACUGAUCCCCGCCGUGGUGUCGCUGUGGAUCACCGGCUCGCCACGCGACCGCUUCGGCCUGUCCAACAAACAACGUCCCUCCUGGAACACGGACCUACUCUUUUCUGGCUUAGCACUGUCUCGCAUCGGACUUUGGGCUUUCGACCUCUCGCAGUUGGCCAUGAUCCAAACGGCCCUCUCACCCGAGCAACUUGGACCCGAUGCGAGCCGCAAAAACGCCCUCAUGGCGCUGCAGUUCUCGCUGCAAAACGUGUUCGAUUUGGGCCACUACGGUCUGACGCUCGGCUGGAACCGUCCGCAGGAGUUCAAGUACGCGGCCACGGUCUCGCUCGCAGCUGUGGCAGCGGCGACAUUCAUCUACGUCGUCUUCUACGCUCGGCGAGUUCGCGGUCACAUUGUUCACCUCGAAGGAUUGCAGCGUUUGCUCAGUCGCAAGGAGCGCUAG
This is a messenger RNA of Kalmanozyma brasiliensis GHG001, 1650 nucleotides long. RefSeq names its product Ferroporti-1. Gene Ontology annotation, cellular component: membrane. Lineage: Eukaryota; Fungi; Basidiomycota; Ustilaginomycetes; Ustilaginales. Bases 1 to 1650 code for a protein of 549 amino acids. The record is from RefSeq and is a predicted model, not a curated record. Gene Ontology annotation, molecular function: iron ion transmembrane transporter activity. Gene Ontology annotation, biological process: iron ion transmembrane transport. The transcript has a single exon.